GUUGAUUGCUGUCUCAACUAACUAGCAUCGGAAGAAAAACGAGGCGCUGAGAGACCGCUAAUCCUUCUUACAUUUAAUUUGCACUUUCUUAUCUCCAAUCUCCCAUCCGGCUAACACCCAAAACCGAGCAGUCAUGGCGACUACCGUGGACAAGAUCAAGGAGAUCGAGGCCGAAAUGGCGCGAACUCAGAAGAACAAAGCUACAUCCUUUCACUUGGGACAGUUAAAGGCUAAGCUUGCCAAAUUAAAAAGAGAACUGCUCACACCGAGCGGGGGUGGUGGUGGCGGCGGAGCCGGUUUCGAUGUUGCCCGUACCGGUGUAGCAAGCGUUGGUUUCAUUGGCUUCCCGUCUGUCGGCAAAAGUACCCUGAUGAGCAAGUUGACUGGUCAACACUCUGAAGCCGCCGCUUACGAAUUCACAACCCUGACGACGGUUCCCGGUCAGGUCCUAUAUAACGGUGCAAAGAUCCAGAUUCUCGAUCUCCCCGGAAUUAUUCAGGGUGCAAAGGAUGGUAAAGGACGAGGGCGGCAGGUUAUUGCCGUUGCAAAGACAUGUCACCUUAUCUUUAUCGUUCUUGACGUGAACAAACCUUUAACGGAUAAAAGGAUCAUUGAAGCGGAAUUGGAAGGCUUUGGUAUCAGAAUAAACAAGUCUCCACCAAACAUUGUUUUCAAGAAGAAAGAUAAAGGUGGAAUUUCGAUUACUAGCACGGUGCCCUUGACUCACAUUGAUCAUGAUGAAAUAAAGGCUGUCAUGAGCGAGUAUCGAAUUUCCUCCGCGGAUAUUGCCAUUCGCUGCGAUGCGACCAUCGAUGAUCUAAUAGACGUCCUUGAAGCUAAAAGUCGAAGCUAUAUUCCAGUCAUAUAUGCCUUGAACAAAAUUGACUCCAUAUCAAUUGAGGAAUUGGACUUGCUUUACCGCAUCCCUAAUGCAUGCCCGAUCAGUGCAGAGCACGGAUGGAACGUCGAUGAGCUUCUAGAGCAAAUGUGGGAAAAGCUUAACCUCAAGCGGAUCUACACGAAGCCCAAGGGCAAAGCUCCAGAUUAUACAGCACCUGUCGUCCUGAAAUCCAACAAUUGCACGGUGGAAGAUUUUUGCAAUGCCAUCCACAAAUCUAUAGUGGAGCAGUUCAAGCAUGCCAUCGUUUAUGGUCGUUCUGUAAAGCAUCAGCCGCAGAGAGUAGGGCUUAGCCACCAACUCGAAGAUGAAGAUAUCAUCACAAUUAUAAAGAGAUAAGCAUGGUUAUGUAAACUAGUCUCUAUGCGCCGGCCGUCUAAAUACCCUUAUCCCGAGGAGUGCUGGGAAAGACGGGGCCAAUUCCUCGCGGAACCGAUAGAAAGGAGGGAUGAUUCGUUCAGACGGAGGUAACCGCUUCGUUGACCGACUGGCGGCAGCAAUGCGUCGACCCGAAAGGGCCUUCCGGUCGUUCAAUACUCAUGCCGUUAACCCGCUCAGAUACUCUUCUAUUGGACAUGGCUGUGAGCUUGUAUCCAAAAAGGAAUUCGGAUUAUUGCAUUGCACUUGCAUGCAAUGUACGGAAAACUGAAUAACAGACUGUUCUGUGUCCAGAUCAAUCACGAGUCAUUUUGUAUGGUUUACGAUUGCAGAUAACACAAAAAAUUCUUUUUUCUUGAAGCAUCUGGUUU
Molecule: messenger RNA, 1647 nt
Organism: Coccidioides immitis RS
Lineage: Eukaryota; Fungi; Ascomycota; Eurotiomycetes; Onygenales; Onygenaceae
Product: ribosome-interacting GTPase 1
Exons: 10
Coding region: 134-1237 (367 amino acids)
Biological process (GO): cytoplasmic translation
Cellular component (GO): cytoplasm
Molecular function (GO): GTPase activity; GTP binding
Source: RefSeq, a predicted model, not a curated record